Messenger RNA from Mya arenaria, 6406 nucleotides. RefSeq names its product receptor-type tyrosine-protein phosphatase mu-like. Gene Ontology annotation, molecular function: protein tyrosine phosphatase activity. Bases 168 to 4316 code for a protein of 1382 amino acids. Gene Ontology annotation, biological process: protein dephosphorylation. NCBI's taxonomy places the organism in Eukaryota, Metazoa, Mollusca, Bivalvia, Myida, Myidae. The record is from RefSeq and is a predicted model, not a curated record. The transcript is spliced from 22 exons.
GGAUUGUCAUGCUUAAGACUUCUAUAAGUGCUUUGUUAGUGUUAUGAAUCUGGACUUAUCUUAUUAUGUCAUAUAAUUGCUACAAAGUUAAGAGUUGAUAUUUGGCAUUAAAAAUUGCAAUUAUUCAUUUUGGCUAUUGUUCGAAUUUAAAAUACUUCCAUAACAGGAUGAUAUUUCGUGUAUUUGCUUUCCUCUGCCUGGCGCGAGCAUGUAUGACAGCCAUUAAAGAUGGAAGGGAGAUGGACUGCAGUCCUAACUGUGUUUGCUGUAAGGGAAAUUUGACGCGUUGUGGAUAUCAACCUGGCAAAGGGAAUAACUAUUGUUUUGAUGGCUGCAUUGAUGGAAUAUAUGGCCAUAGGUGUCACAAUCCCUGUCCAGAAAACUGUAUUGCAUGCGAUCAAAAUACCCCAGCUACAUGCUACAGUUGCAAGGAUACCUUUUAUGAAUCGAGUAGUUCAUGUUUGAAAACAUGUCAAGUAGGAUGCAAAGGACAAUUAUGUAAUGACAGCGGAAAUUGUGACGAAUGUGCAGCAAAUUUCGAAGGAGAAAAUUGUAACAUGUGCAAACAAGGAAAAUAUGGUACAGACUGUUCCAUGGAUUGUUUUUAUCAAAACUGCCGAUGUUCAGACGAAAAUGGCUGUGACUCCUGUAAAACGGGGUACUAUGACAGCGGCACACUGUGCAAAACACCUUGUUCCCAAGGUUGUCGAAAUGGUGGUUGUAAUGAUGAUGGAAGUUGCCAAUGCCGUAACGAUUUCAUUACUGGUUUAUAUUGCACGGAAUGUAUAAAUGGAUAUUUUGGAGCUGACUGCAAUACCCUUUGCUCUGGAGGUUGCAGAAGUGAAAAUUGUAUGCGAAGCGGAACCUGUUUUCAAUGUAAGUCUGGGAACUAUGGGGACCGAUGCAACAAUACAUGCUCUGUAGGAUGCAGCGGUGGGACAUGCAUGAGAGAUGGGACAUGUGACUGCAUGCAAAACUUCAUUGGCUCAAAAUGUGAAUCAUGUUUAGAGGGAAAAUACGGUAACAAAUGUGAUCAAGAUUGCAGUGUUGGUUGUUCGUCAUCGACAUGUGAAAGAUUUGACGGGAGAUGUGAAUGCCUUCCAAACUUUUCAGGAAAUAAAUGCGAAACAUGCGGAAACGGAUUACAUGGGUUGUCUUGUGAUUUUAAUUGUUCAGAUAAAUGUAUCGGUGGGAUAUGUGCAAAAUCGGAUGGCACAUGCAUAAACGAUUGCGUUAGUGGAUAUUCGGGUAGCACUUGUUCAACACCUUGUGAUAUAAACUGUGCGACAUGUCAACGGUAUGACAAAUCGUACUGUACGUCAUGCCCGAAUGACUAUUCUGGAUCAAUAUGCAGUUGUCCACCUAACUGUCAGUGUAGCACAAACAGUGAUAAAUGCAUCGGUUGUUAUGGUCAGUGGAAACGUGCUGAUUAUCAAUGUACAUGUAAUACAAAGUAUUGCACGGAUACUGGCUGUCACACAUGUAGGAAUAAUACCAUUCUUGUUGAAGGCGACGUAUCUGCAUGUUGUGUUUGCCCUCCAAACUGUAAAGGUGGUUACUGCAUCACAGGACCCAAAUGCUUAGAUGGAUGUGAAGAUGGAUUUUAUGGCAUGGACUGUUCUCAAAAGUGUACCGAUCAGGGGGUUGAAUGUUUACAAUGCAGCCAGGAUGCUGGAAAGUGUUUCUUGUGUAAGAAAGGAUUUUUCCCGACUGAAACUGGAAAUUGUACCAGUUGUAAUGUAAAAUGUAAAAAUGAGCAGUGUGAUUCUAAAACAGGAAAAUGUAUAGAAGGCUGUGUAGGAAAAUUUUGGGGGAACAAAUGCGACACUCAGUGCAAUUCAAAAUGUGGAACAUGUCUUCAAAAAUCCGGAGCGUGUGAGUCAUGUACAGACCUUUCUGUCCAUGGAUCGUACUGCAAUAAAUCUUGCAGCUCAUCGUGCCUCGAAAGCAGGUGCGAGCAAAUCAAUGGUUAUUGUUCCCGUGGAUGCAAUGGGGAUUUUUUUGGAAACAUUUGUGAGGUCAAAUGCCCUGAAAACUGUCUACACAGUGGAUCUGAAACGACCUGUGAUAUAUAUGGCCACUGUACGAGUGGCUGCAGCGAUGGCUAUGUAGGCGAUGACUGUACAGAACAAAAGGGAGCAGUACAAGCGCUACGGGCUGGCCAGCCAAUAGGAGCUAUUGUUGGAAGUGUUAGUAGUGGAGUGGUUAUUAUCAUUGGCAUCAUUGUCGCAAUUUUCUUCUUUCGACGAAGAUAUAUUCGUCUGCAAACUUCCAACAAAAGCAACAGAAACGGUAAUACAACAUAUCAAACUAGCAUUACCGACGACGGAUUAAAUGAAUCAAACGAAAAGAUGUCCCUCAACGAAGGACAGACCAAGAGAGAAUCUUCAAAUAGAAAUAUCACAUCGGCAGCAAGCAAGCCCAUCCCUGUCAAGCAGCAUGCUUCGUCACAUGUGGUAACUACAUCUGAAAUCGAGAUAGACCUGAAGCAAGAUGACGAUAUAAAUUGGGCUAUUGAUAUUUCUUCCAAAGAUGAUCAGACGUAUUAUAAUGAACUUGGGACAUCAACUAACAAAUCCAAAAUACCCAUUGGUCAACUCGACAAGUAUGUUGAUAAAAAGACUAGUGAGGCCUUUAGUAAAGAAUUUGAGAAAUUGUCCAGCGGACUUGUGAAGCCAUAUUUGGAAUCGCAGAAGAAGAAUAAUAUGAGUAAGAAUCGGUACAAAGGAAUAUAUCCAUACGAUGACUCUAGGGUAAAGAUUAGAGGCAGUGGUGAUUCAGCCUACAUAAACGCAAGCUUUAUUGAUGGUUACAAUAAGCCGAGGCAGUAUAUCGCCACAUUAGGUCCAAUGUCUCAACAAUUAGGAGAUUUCACCUUUUUUUGGAAAAUGAUUUGGCAACAGAGGGUUGAGAAGAUUGUCAUGGUUACCAACCUCAUUGAACAAGGGACCCCUAAAUGCGAGCAAUACUGGCCAAACCCUGGAACGGCUAUGACGUAUGGUGAUAUAAAGGUUGAGAGCCGCUCGGAGGAUGAGUAUGCUGAGUUUACAAGGAGGACUUUCACAGUAACUUUUGGAUCAGAGGAAAGGACGUUGCAUCAUUUGCAUUUCACGUGCUGGCCUGACAAAGCGAUACCCGACAAUGUCACUGCGAUGAUAGAGUUCAGACAGCGUGUUUUGAGUACGCCGAGUACACUGAACGGACCAACGGUUGUACAUUGCAGCGCUGGUGUCGGCAGAACAGGCACUUACAUUGCUCUGGAUAUACUGACAAAAGAAGGCGAAGCUGAGAAAGCGAUUGACAUCUCCGGGUGCGUCCAACAAAUGCGUCAGAAGAGGCCGAAUAUGGUUCAGACACUGGGACAGUAUCAGUUUCUGCACACCGCCGUGGUUUAUUCACUAACAUUCGACUGCAAACAAAUCAAGGGAGGAAACUUCAACCAGUACAUGAACAAACACACAGCACGAGUACUAAAUAAACAGUUUGAGCUACUACAGCAUACGCUCGAGACACGAUCUAAUGAUGAAACAGAAGCAGUUGAACGAAAUAAACAGCACCGGAGUAAGAACAGAGCAAACGCCGAUAUCCCGGGUAAUGAAAACAGACCAAGACUUUACCUGAAUCUAAAACCUGGAGCGUCAGACUACAUCAAUGCUGUGUAUAUUCAUAGCUUCAGAAUGAAGAAACGCUACCUGGUAGCACAAACUCCACUUCCAGAAACGGUUAUCGACUUUUUGACACUAGCUGUCCAAGAGAGGUGUUCGUGUAUCGUCAGCUUCGAAGCUUACAUGGACAAACAAAAGAAUAUUGGAAUAUACUACCCUGCGGCCAACCAAGAAGUUUUGAAAAAGGGAACAUUCCAAGUCAGCUGCUCAAGAGAGGAAAAUAAAACAUUCUACGCAGAACGAACAUUGGCAAUACAGCACAAAGGGACGAGAACUGAUCGAACCAUUCCACAUCUUCAAUUUACUGAUUGGGAUGAAAUUGAAAACAAACCACGGUCAACUACCAACUUCCUGUCAUUUCUGAAUGUGAUAGAAAAUGUCAUGAAGCAGCAGGACGACGGACCGAUAUUGGUCCAUUGUUUUGACGGUGCGGGCAAAAGCGGUCUGUUCUGUGUGGUUUCGUUGCUUCUCCACAAAAUGACCGUGGAACACGAAGUCAGUGUACUUAACGCUGUAAGGAAGGUCAAAACCACGCGAAGGCUAGCAAUUCCCAAUCAGGAACAAUUUGUGUUCUGCCUUUUAUGCGUUUCGGAGUACCUUCGUUCGUUCGACGUCUACGCCAACUUUAGCGAUGACACGGGGCAACAUUAAAGUGGUGUCCUGUCGGCUGUCGAGUGUUAAACUGGAGAUAUUGAAGGGAAAAGACAAUGUAAAUAGUAUUAUGUUUGUGUGUUUGGUUCAGGUUAUUGUGCAUACACUUAUACAAUAGUAUGCAAUUAUUUGAAAGCUGACAGAUGUAAGCUAAACUCUAUUUCAUCCAUUAUUGUAUAUGUAUCAAUGAUAUUGAAGUUAUGAACAAAACAUGUCCCGUUAUCCGUUUUAUUAGUGCACUGCUAAAAAAGGUAAACAGGCACUAACUUCCAUUUUAUUUUAUUUUUUAUAAUAAACAUUAAAUGUAUUAAAUGUGAUGAAAUGGUUACCUAUUUAUAGUAUACGUAGGAGAAAUGAAACUAUUGCUAGUUUCUAUUUAACAAACGCAUACUAGUAUGUGUGGUUGUAUUAUUGUAUUUAUUGUUAAAAUGCCAUUCGCCCUUAAUAACAGUGCAUGUUGCACGAUGUCAUUGUGGCCAUAAGCAAAUAGAAAAAGUCCAGAACUCAAUUAAAGAAUCAAUAUGUUAAUAUUUUAAACGUUAGUUAUUCGAAUUUUCAUUGAUAACAUACUCACCCUGCUAUACAUCAUAACACUGAAGAAAGCAAAUUAAAGUAUUAAAAUACUUUAAGCUCGAUUUUUUAUAAGACGAGUAUAUGAUUUUUUGCAAUAACUUUGUUUCUGAGUUAUCAUACAAGGAAACCUACAAGAACUACUGUAGCCAAAUAGAAACAGACGUUACCAUGUUUAAUGUUCGAUAUGAAAAAAUAAAGUUCAGUAUAAUAUGUCAUUGUUUAAAUACAUCCUGGAACAUUUAAAACAAAUGUUUGACACCAAUUUUGUCAGCAGAAUUCAUGUUGUCAUUUGAAUAGCUAUUUUAUCUAUGAUUGCAUCUCCCUUUGCAAAACAUCUUUAUAAAGGUGUGGCAUUAUAUUUUAUGGACAGCCAUAUAUUCAUCUUAUUUUGUUACAUUUCGUUAUGCUUUUAAUACGUGCAUAUUGCUCCGAAUCACAAUGCUCUUUAUGACAAUCAAGAUUGGUAUGGAGUGGUAAUAUUUUAUACAGUUUUUAAUGUUUUUUACCAUUUCUUUUGCACGUACAAAUACAUGUAUGUAUUAUAUAAAUAGUUUGUAUCAAUUUCAUACUUUUUGACUAGCAUGUACAUAGCUUUGGUACUUGAUAUCAUCCUUUAAUACUGUUAAGGGAUAUUAUUGAUGCUAAUCAUUUUAGUAUAACGACUUUCACACCGAUCUGCAAAACCGAACGUUUGAGUAAAUUUGUGAUCUUUUUUUGAAACGUAUUUUUCUUACUGAUUGUUAUUCUUAUUUGGACAUGAAAGGACUUUAACAGUAACAUGAAAAGACAUUUGUAAAACAUUUAAAGAGAAACAUACUGUACUAUGACACAUAAUAUAUUUUGUAUCAUUUGGUCAUUCAAAACAAGUAAAAUUAUUUAAAGAAAGCAUCCAUACACACAUUAUAAUUAAAGCAAUUAAUGUUUUACAUAAUAUGUGUGAAUAGUUUGUGAGAUUUUAUUUGUGCAAUUUCAACAUAAAUAUCAGUAUAGGACUGAUCAGCAUUAGCAUACAUUUAGAAGCAAAGUGUGACUUAAGACAACCAUUUUGAACAUUUUAGGACGUAACAAAUUAUACUUACACAUUUUUGUUGUUUAUCAUUGCGCAAAAGUUUUGUUGGUAUUAUUUGUAGUGCCUAUCAAGUCUCUGGAUAUAGCUAUAGGGGAUUAUGUUGACAAUACUCUUGUUUCGAAAAUAGUUUUAACAUAUGCCUUAUGAGUUCCAUUUACCAUGAUUGGUUAAGGUACUCAUUUACAAAAAUGUUUACUUUGUUUUAUUUUAUAGCCAUUACAGUGCAGUACAACUUCUUCUUAACUGUUCCUCUUUUUGUUUUGUUUUUAUUAUUUGUCCAUGAUUUAUAUUCACAGACAAUGUAUGAAUAUGUUAAUCGUUAUUAAUAAGAGAAGUUAUAUUUGCGUACAUUAACUGUACUAUGAGUUAUUGUUCGUGUGUGUGUAAUGUUUGGUCAACAUACGAUAUUUGUAGCUUAGUUUUUAGUUUUCCUUUAUACGAAUAAAAA